Molecule: messenger RNA, 2271 nt
Organism: Limulus polyphemus (Atlantic horseshoe crab)
Lineage: Eukaryota; Metazoa; Arthropoda; Merostomata; Xiphosura; Limulidae
Product: akirin-2-like
Exons: 4
Coding region: 591-1148 (185 amino acids)
Biological process (GO): positive regulation of transcription by RNA polymerase II; positive regulation of innate immune response
Cellular component (GO): nucleus; chromatin
Molecular function (GO): transcription coregulator activity
Source: RefSeq, a predicted model, not a curated record
ACUAUGUGUUCUUCAAGUUACAAUCACAUUCUAUUAUAUUUUGAUGAUUUUACUCUUAAUAUAUGUAACCAUCAGUUUUGUUAUUUAGUUUAGUGUAAAACGCAGUUAUUUGUGAGCUUAUUUAUUAUGAAUUGACAGUGACAAUUAUUUAACAUUUUUCCGAAAGCGACACGCCAAUUCAACGAUACGUUUGCUAAAUUAAGUAGUCAAUCAGUUAGUACUUUGCUGUCUUAAAAGCUAAAACAUCUCUUCUCUGUACGAACGUGUAUAGGAGUAGUUUAAAAGUCUACCGUGUUAUACAACUAUAUAACGCACUCACCAUUACAUUGGCAUUAGUACUAUUUGUUUAUCUAAUUUCUAGCCUAGAAAUAUUAACUUAGUACUAAGUUAAUACUACUAGCGACUCUUUGUCGUACUCGUACUAGUACUUAGUCGGUGUCCUAACGUUAGGUGUCAGCUUACACUAAUUACAGAGCCAAAAGUUACCUAGGAGUAUGUAUAUAUACAUAUAUAUAUAUAUAGUGAGAAUUUAUUAACACGAAUACGGUACUUCCUGUAAUCAUUACCAAACAUUUUACUGAGUAGAGGAUAUGGCUUGUGCAACUUUAAAAAGAUCAAGUGAAUGGGACCCAUUGUUAAGUCCAAAUAGUGGAAGACCAGCCAAACGGCGUAGAUGCAUGCCAGUUACACUAACAGUUCCUUCUGCCAUUCCACCUACAAAUAGAAGGCCCCAUGAAAUCAGUCAUUCUCCAUUUGAAGAAAUGUCAACGGAUUUAUCUUCAGGUCAGAUUGCAGCAAAUAUUCGUGAAGAAAUGCGACGUUUACAGCGUCAUAAACAGAUGCACUUUUUCCUGUCAGGAAACCAAACUCCAGACUAUCCUUUAGUUUCAAUAGGCACAUCUCCAUCUGUUGGAUCUCAAGGCCAGGGUCUACAGUCUGCCACCCGUAAGGACCAACCCCUUUUCACCUUCCGUCAAGUUGGACUUAUCUGUGAGCGCAUGUUGAAAGAGCGAGAAACACAGAUCAAGGAAGAAUAUGACCAUGUCUUGAAUACUAAAUUAGCAGAACAAUAUGAUACUUUUGUGAAAUUUACCUAUGACCAAAUACAAAGGAGAUAUGAAACUGAAACACCUAGCUACUUGUCAUAAGCUCUUGCUUACUGUAUCAUUAUUAGAUCAAGAGAUGGACCCUGUUUUCUGUCCACCAGCAUUGUGGGUGAAGCUUUGACCACAUAGUAUCAACUACACUAGUAUACCAAGAAAGUGUGGGUCCAGCAUAAAAUGUGUACUUUUGCAGGGGGGAUGAGUAAUAUAUUGGAUAUGAUGAUACUUAUUAUGAACUCCAAACUGAACAAAGUCAAAUGAUUUGAUUUUCAUUUAUUUUGCUAGUGUGGCUGAAGAGGCAUAUCAAUAUUUUAAAAUGGUCCCUGGUCUGGAAACAAUAACAUCCAAUAAGGAUGUUUCCUUUCUCUACUUUAGAUAAGUGUUGUUGCAGUAACUAUAAGUUAUCAUGUACAUGGUUAUAUGUGUGCAGACAGAAAUAUGUCUGUUAGGAUUUUGACAUUUAUAUAUGUUUGUGUGCAUGCUUAUACACUUCCUGUUACUCAGCAGCAUUAAAAAAUGAAAAUCUGUAUUGGAGGUUAAACAUAAUGCAGAACAGGAGAUCAUCUGAUUUUUUUUCAAUUCAGAGUUUGUUAUCAUGUGUUGGUAGACUCUGAGGUCAAGACUAGGUAUUUAUAUGAGACAUUAAUUCACAGGUACAGUAUGUGGAACGUAUUAAACAUGUUCUGAAGCAAGAGGAUUGAACCUCAUAUACAAAAUAGCAGCUUUCCACAGGUUUAGUUAUAGUUGUAGUCAAAAUGUUAAGCUCUGCAGUAGUUUUGUAGACUAAGAAUGAAUUAGCAAGAAUUGCACUCAUGAUGCAUUGUUAAAAUGUGACUUAAAAUCCAUCAAACAUUAGAGAAACAGAACUGUAUAAAGAAACAUUGUUUCUUACUCUAUAGUAUAAAGUUUCCAACACUACUUGGUGCCAUAUAGGCUUCACAUUCACCAGUGUUUUAUAGUUAAGUUUUAGUAUGGAGGAAAGUGUUUUAGUGUUUUAAAGGAAACUGGAAGGAUUUUUACAAGAAGUUGAAGAAUUACUGUACACUUUUUGGCAGAAUAUAACUUUCAGUGAACCUCAGUUUCAUAUGGAAGUUUAUGUAGUGCUUUCCACAACUUUGUAUUAAAAAUAUAAGCAUAAUAAAGCUUUUGUUAGAAUUAAAUAUUAAAA